Molecule: messenger RNA, 2226 nt
Organism: Mya arenaria
Lineage: Eukaryota; Metazoa; Mollusca; Bivalvia; Myida; Myidae
Product: transmembrane protein 151B-like
Exons: 3
Coding region: 154-2175 (673 amino acids)
Source: RefSeq, a predicted model, not a curated record
UACGUCUACGGGUUUUCGUGUAUACUAGCAAUGUUAUAGCGUUACUGGAAAGUUUUAAACUUGAAGGAGAGAUAUUUAACGUUUGAUUUACCAUCGAAACAGAUUGAAACGGCAAAAAUAAUCCCCUGCCACCGGGAGUAGAAAUGCGUCGCCAUGUACAGUGUCCGCGGACCACUUGCCGAACACGAGCACACAGACGACAGCCUUAAGCAACGCCCCGUCCGCCACACAUGGUGCCAGUCUCUGCGCCACAAUUUCCAUUUCAAGAACUUGAUCUUGACCUUGCUCAUAUACGGGUGCCUUGGGGCAAUCGCCUGGUGUCGCUUGGCUGUAGUCACCACCGUAGUUGUUUAUAACGAGCGUUACUUCUCACAUCGAGGAGUGGCAAAGAGUAGUCCGUGCGCGGAUGGUUAUAUUUAUAUUCCGGUGGCGUUUGUGAUACUUCUGUAUUUGGUGUAUUUAGUAGAAUGCUGGCACUGUCACACGCGGAUUGAGCUCAGACACAAAUGUGAUGUUCAAACAGUGUAUCACAAGAUGCGACAGAUGAGAGAAGCUCUGCCUAUAGCUUGGUGGAAGGCUCUGUGCUACCACUACGUUCGAAGAACUAGACAAGUUACGCGUUACCGUAACGGCGACGCAUUUACAUCAACUCAGGUCUAUUACGAAAGGGUCAACUCGCAUACAGCGGGAUGUGCUUUUAACUUUACUAAUUGUGGCUAUAAGGAUACCACGAAGGUCGUGACUGGUCUAGAAGAUUACCAAGCCACUAAAAUAAGAUUUUCGAAAACCUUUUCGUUCCUUCAUCCAGAUGCAAAGUACGAGUUCGACGAACAGCGAAACCAAUUUUUCAUGGACAAUGAGCGGAGGGAUGAUUAUCUUGAGACACGCGAGGGCCUAGACCUACUUAAUGUGAAUUUCAAAGAGUAUAUGAUUGCCUUUAAAGAUCCCGAUAAUUUGCCGUGGUAUGUUUCUAAUGUAGUUUUCUGGAUCUCUUCGUUUCUUUUGAUGUCUUGGCCUCUAAGGAUACUCAUUGACUUCAAAACAGCCUAUAUUCAUUACCAUGUACAUAAAGUGUUCGGUACUAAGUAUGUAAAUUCGGACAUAAAUGAUAGAAGCCAAAUUCGCAGGGUAAAUACAGUUGGAAGUGUAGAUUUAGAGAGCAUCGUUCGGAAUAAUUUCACCAUUGUGCCAAGCUAUUCUCAAGCGCUCUUAAUGACUGAUGGUACCACUAGCAGUCACACGUUGCAUGAUGCAAAUGCAAAUAUCACAUCGCCCGUGGUCGGGCCAACCAGAAGCACUACUUGGAAUAAUAUAUCCCAAAGCACCAGUAGCGGCUACAUAAGUGGUUUCUUUUCUAGUGCUAAUAUAUCUAAUAUGCCAAAUUCUAUUAGCGUCGAUGGUGAUGGCAUUGUGCCUAGACCUCGCAUACGAAGUAACAGUUUACAUAGAUCGCUAAGGGAUUUACUUCGAUCGCCUUGGACUCGACGAAAAGCACAAAGGCAUGUUCGUAGUAAUACAAUGUUUAUGCUAUCCAGCCCAGACUCUGUCGAUGAAUAUUCCUUAACUGUUGACCAACAAUUGAUGUCUGUUUACGCCUCAAAGAACCAUUCCUCGUUUAGUGACGUAAGUUCCCCGCCGUCUUGCGGUAAUAACGCGUCAUGCAGUUACUCCGACAGACUUUUCCAAUCAGGAAACAAAAGUUGCCAGUCACAACAGACUUCACUGCUUCCUGAAAAUGUCUCUGGCCGUGACAAAUGCCCAUUAUUACCAGCCGUGCAGACAAAUACUGAAAUUAGCACGCAGAAGAAAAAUAUAGAGGCCGGAUGUACAAGCAGCUCCGGAGAUGGUAACGGCACAAAGUCAUUACGACCACUUUCAAUUGCCAAGCCACCUAAUGACUUGAUAGAAGACCCCAACAACCCCGGAUUUAUGUCAAAGUUUGUGAAAAGCAACCUACCGAAAGUUCCUAUUCCUAGAAUUAUAUGUGAGAGUUACGAAAGUGUUAAUUUUGCACCUACACCGUCUUCUCCCCCCGGAUACGACGAGGCGUUACACAUGCAGAGGCCGUGCGACGGGGCGCUCUUCCAAGACGCGCCGUCCGAAACCAGCGGUCUUCUGCCACCAAACUCGCGAGGUCAUGGUCGAUAUUGUGCAAUCAUGGAAACCUCACUUUAGUUCAAUAAAGGGACGUAGUAAGUAUUGGUAUAUGAAUUUGAAAGAUGAUAU